Alternaria alternata is the source of this 1319-nucleotide messenger RNA. Its product is annotated as glutamyl-tRNA synthetase. The record is from RefSeq and is a predicted model, not a curated record. The transcript has a single exon. The coding region runs from base 304 to 888 and encodes 194 amino acids. Lineage: Eukaryota; Fungi; Ascomycota; Dothideomycetes; Pleosporales; Pleosporaceae.
CGCGACUAGUAUGCAGGAGCCCAUGCAUUUGCAUAAGACGCAAUGGUGCAGCGGGUUUAUAGCAAAGACGUCGAGAUAGACGGUGAAGACGCUGCGGCUAUGAUGCGAAGAUCGACAGGGCAUACAGACAGGGUACCACCAAGCAAACCCCCCACUCGACGCGGGGCAUCCGCCGCUAUCUCUGCGCAACACCUAUCGACCAAUCUCACACCAGACAAAAUGCCUUACAACACUCUCGCGCACCCAUCGCAACAUUGUGCGUUACCCCCAAGAUCCUUGCCACCCACUUGAGCCACCGUCACGAUGUCGACACCCUUAGAACGCGCCCUGACAGCCAUCGACGCCGCCCACGCGCUCGACCCAAACAAAGUAACCAUCAACAAUGAAGAAAUGCCAUACGAACUGCACUACGCGCAGAAAUGCACUUCCUACCUCGAGAAACGCGCCCCUGAUGCCUCAGAACCCCUUCGCAUAGCAAUCCGCGCCCAACACUUUCGCCGAUGGGAGGUACCACGAUCCAGCUACCCAAUGACACGCCCCGGCUACCACGCCUGGCGCACCUACCUCAAGAAACGACAAGCCGAACUUGUUGAGCAAAUAUGCCUAGAUUCUGGGUACAGUAAAGAAGACAGCGAGACAGUGGGCAGUUUGAUACGGAAAGAGGAUUUGAAGGCCAACGAGGAGACAAUGGUGUUGGAGGACGUGGCUUGCCUAGUUUUCUUGGAUGACCAGUUCGAGGCGUUUGAGAAGGAACAUGAUGAGGAUAAGAUUGUAAGGAUAUUGCAGAAGACGUGGGGGAAGAUGACGGAUCAAGGGCAUGAGUUGGCGUUGAAGAUUCCUAUGGGAGAGAGGCCUAUGGAGUUAGUGAAGAAGGCGCUGGCAGGGUAACACAGUUGUGAAUUUGAAUAUUGAAUAAAGUGGUGAUUUUCAUCUAUUAUUCGUGACGUGAAUUUGAUCGUUUUGGGUAUCGUUCUGAGCCUGUGAUAUAUCCUCCCCUCCUCUUAUGGUUGACAUGUUGAAGCCUAAGCCCCACCCUCCCUCUUAGCGUACUCCUCCUCCAUCGCCUCCUCGUAUCGUCGCUCGGCUUCCUUCUCCUGCUCGGUUUUCUCACUGUGGGUCGCGCUCGCUAGAGCUUGCGUAGCCGCAUUCUGUACGUUGUGCGCCGUCUGCGCAGCAGCUGAAGACUGCGUCGCUGGGGUGGAUUGUGAGGUGGUGGAAGGCAUGGGGACAGGCAUUCUGGCUGUCGCUGGUUGUUGGUGAAUGUGUCGUUGAGUGGUAUGUUACGACGUCUGGUUUGGGAGAUUGAAUGAUACUGAGAG